Tuber aestivum (summer truffle) is the source of this 9481-nucleotide messenger RNA. NCBI's taxonomy places the organism in Eukaryota, Fungi, Ascomycota, Pezizomycetes, Pezizales, Tuberaceae. The record is from the annotation of a GenBank genome assembly.
AUCCCCAGCCAUUGGUACCGGUAUAGUACUCCCCACGUCUAUCAGAAAGCAACAUACUUCUCCUGCGGGUCUCAUGCACUGGGCCUUGGCAGCAUAUGCGGACUCGGGAACUUUCCAGGCCUCCAACUUACGCAAUUCCCAGGAUAGAGAUUGUUGCCUCGAACAAUCCAAGGACUCAACUGAAAAAUAGCUUCUCGCACGGGGUGCCAAAGUACUCUAUUCCCCAUCCUGUCCGCAAACGAGAGUUCCCUUGGUACAAACCCUCUUGUCACCCGACCCGCCACAACAAUUCCCCAAGAUGCCCGUCGCCCCCAAGCGGAACAAUGGUCAAGAUCAGUCUCUCACAGCCCUCCUGCGCAACAUCAUCAGCGAAUACCCGGCCGGCGGUGGUGUCCUUCGUGGGCUUUGUCAAAAUGCGGACGAUGCUGGUGCGGAUGCCAUCGAAUUUGUACUCGAUACGCGGCAAUACCCUACCGAGAAUCUCCUCCACGAGGACCUUGCCGACUUUCAGGGAAUCUCCCUUCUCGCAUACAAUAACAAGCCAUUCACUCAAAAGGAUUUCGAGUCCCUAAUACGGAUUGGUGACAGUGGAAAAACCGAGGGUCUUACUUCCACCCGAAGGUUUGGCCGAGGAUUUAACAGUGUAAUUACCAUCCCAGCUACGGCCUUCUCCCAGCACCCGCAUCAUCAAAUCACUGAUUCCCGGGCCUUUAGGUGUAUCACUGGACCGACAACCCAUCCAUACUCUCCGGAACCUCUCUCCUAUUGCUUGACCCUCACAAGACAUGGUCCUCGAAGAUCAGCUUCCCCGGAGGCCCACUUUACGAUUUCGUUGACAACCACGACAAACCCGAGAUGAAGAACCAGCUUUCCGCAUUUGGCGCUAUUUUGAGAAGCCACGAUGCCGCCUUCGACGGGACCAUUAUCCGUCUACCAUUGAGGAGUGAGGCUCAAGCUAUAAGAAGCGGAAUCGUCGAGGAUCAUUUGUCUACAUCGAGAAAAGAUAUCGAAGACAUCUUCGAGUUAUUUGCGAACGAGCUAGAAGAAUCCCUACUCUUCUUGCGCAAUCUACGCUCAAUCACCCUGAGAAUUGACGACACCAUCUUUGCCAAAGCUCGGUCCACCGUCCCGAACGAGACGAAAAACGCCGCUGGAGAGAACCCCGUUAAUGAGGGUUACCGCCAGGUUUUCGUGGAACAAUCAAGAGAGCAUUACGAAUCGGACUUUAUGAUGGAAAUUAGCAUCCUUCGGAGCACUGAACCCGGCACAGAUCCUUCUGAAACUAAGGUCAGAUAUGCGAUAAGUCAUUAUCUACGGGAAUCGGCAGGAGAUGGAAAUCUACAGAAAUGGGCAAGAAACCACAGGCUAUUCCCUUGGGUCGCAAUUGCCAAUCCAUUAGACGUUCGUUCAUCCAACUUUUAAGUAUAUUAUUUGGUCAAAACUAAUCCAACCCCCAGAAAACACCCGGUUUCGGUGGAAGGCUGUUCACUACUCUUCCUCUCCCAAUUCAGACGAAACACCCUGCCCACAUCCACGGAAUAUUCAGCAUUACCCCAGAUCGGUCCAAUAUCCAUUCCGGGGGUGACACCACCAUGAGCUCCAAUUCAGCAACUCGGUUGGGCGCUCAAUGGAAUGAGUGGUUGCUGCACGAGUGUGUGCCACAUGCUUGGGUCCGCAAUCUAGAGUUCAUGAGGAACGAGAACCUUUCUCCUGGUUGGGAUUUCUGGCCUGCAGGGAAACAGGGAGAGUGGGGCCAAUUGUGGAUGGGCAUUUUAGGGACAGUUUUUAAGAGGGUCGUCGAGGAUGGUCUCGAGCUACUGCCAACCUUGAGUGGAAUGGUAAAACCGGCUAAGGAGGUGGCAUUUACCCUUGACAUUCCCGAAGACCUGCAUUCCUCCUUGAGAGAUGCCGGAGCUCGAGUCGUGUUCCCCCCGGCAGACAGAGGGACAGAAAUUGGUGCUCUAGAUCACAAACAAAUGGGCCUCGAAUACCUUUCGCCUUCUACCGCACGGCGCCAUUUGACGACCAUCAAAGACUCUGAUGCACUCCUGAAUCUCGAUAUCAAGUCCCGGACGGUCCUGCUAGAUUAUGUUUUGUCGGAUUGCGGGGUUCAAGAUUUUAAGAGCUGUGAAGCCCCUCUAAUCCCUCUAUCUGAUGGUACUUUUCGGGGGUUGGAAAUGGCCACAUCCCAGGAUGAUCGAAUAUUCAUAGCGAGGGACAGAAUUGAAGAGGACCUCUUUACAAAAUCACCAGAAAGGAUAGUAAAAAUAGGUGCUCUUCCCAAGAAAUCGCGGGCAAUACUCGUGAGACACAUCGCCGAGAUCGAAAAAUGCACCAGAAUCAAGGCAUGGACUGUUGGAGAUGCGGCUCAAUAUUGUUCUUCCUAUGAAUUCGAUGGAAUGGAAGAAUCGAAACCAGUGGUUAAAAUCGAUAAACCUGGGUUCAAUAGUUUCGUUGAGUUGUUCUGGGAGUGGGCCUCCAAGGCUCAGCAUAGGGGAGCUGGAGGGUCUACAUUGGUGAACGCAUUGAAGGAUCUAUGGCUUAUUCCUCUCGGAAGACAGAUGUUUCAAAGGAUCGGAAGUAUCUCCGAAUAUCCUGUCCUGAAUGUGUCGGCGAGCAAGGGAAUUGGCUCAUUUCUAAAGCAAACUGAAUCUGCUCUGGCGAAUCGCUUCAUGCCUGAGAAAAUGCAUCUCUACACGGGAGCUGGGUACCUACACGUUACGCAGAUUCUCCAAGGGCUCGGGAUCAUCAAGGACUAUGACGACCGGGCGUCCCUAAUGAAGUGGCUGGAAGUUACCAUGAAAGUUUUUGCUGAAAAAUUGGAUCGUAACGAAAAAAUGGAAUUAAUACGACACCUAUUUGAUCUGACAAGAGAUUGUUGUGCAUCAGAGAGGUGUUGCAUGGAACCAACAGUUCGGAAGUUGCCCAUAUUCCAGGCAGCGAGCUAUUCGAGCCCUAACGAACGGUUAGUUUCUCUCCUUGCUAGUUUUGGUAGCUGAGCUAACAGAGUCACGAAGUGCUUGGAUCACGAUAGCCAGAGACGACUCCAAUCCUCUAACAACGUAUGUCGGGGUGGGGGACCUGUCAAUCGCACUUGAUACACCUCAACACGUUUUCAUCGACACAAGAUAUCACGAGCUUAAAGGCCUGGUAUCCCACCUACAAUUAUUCAAGUGCCCCUCUAUUUCUGAGGUGCUUGAAGACCACGUCGUUCCCAGGAUCUCGGAAACCGGUACACCCAACGAUAAAAGAAGAAUAGAAUUGAUAGAAUUUGCGUUGAGCCAUUUCGAGUUUCUAUCAGCUGAAGCCUGUUCUGUGCUUUCUACAAAGGAGAUCGUGCCCGUAAGUAGUCAAAAAUUUAGACGGCCCCAGGAUACGGUUUCGGGAAAAUAUGUAGCUGCACUAUAUUUCGAAGGGGAAGAACGGUCUCCAACCAAAAGCUUUGAUUCAGCUUAUCACUCUGCUCUUGUUUGUUUAGGGAUGUCAGAAGGUGUAACCGAUCAAAUUAUAUUGGAAAGAAUUCAUUCCUACAGCAGAUCAGGACGCUCGCCCCGUGAUAUUAAUGACAAAGUAUCCACCUUAUUCCAAAGCAAACCCCCCACUCAGCCACUCAGUAAGGAGUGUAUGGAAUUGUGCUGGAUCCCAGCAAUAAGCCUGGAAGGGGAACUUGGGCUAUUCAGCGCUGGCCAAUGUCGACCUGCAAGUUUCCGACCGUUGUGUAAUUAUUCUAUGCCAGUUAUGAAACUGCGCAUCAGCCAGGCAUGGGAGAACUGGUUGGGAUGGGAUGGUAAGCUGACGGUUGAAUUAAUGAAGAAACAAUUAGAAGGGGCAAUAAGGAAAGAUGAUCGUCCCUCGUUAGCGAGCUUAGCCGAAUAUUGGUGUAAGACUCACCCGCCUGGGGAGCGGGAUUCAACCGGCAAAGAACUGAAACUGAACAUCCGGAAGUGGAUCCCUGGCUCCUCGGGAGGGCUCUUUUCUCCAACCGAAAUCUUUUUCACCGGAGCCACGCAGCUCUCUCCUUAUUAUGAUAAUGUUUGUGAAAGGUUCCUAGAAGCAGAACCAAGCAUCAAACAAUUUCUUACUCAUAUGGGGGUUAAACAAGCUCCGGCAUUUGAACAGGUAACUCGUUUUCUCCUUCUUGUCUAAUUUUGGUUUCCGAAAUGGGUGGCUCUGUUUUCUGACUCAAAGGUUCUAGUUGAAAGAGCUACAAGAUAGAAUUGCAGCCGAGGGACCCCUUUCAGCACAGGCCCUAGAAGUAGCACUUUAUAUCGUGGCACAAGUUGCAAAGCGGCAUACUAGGAAAAAGCGCCAAAAUUUAAUAUUAGACCUCAAGGCUCCUGAUCAAGAUGGGUUCAUGCGGACAUUUCGAGAACUCACCACGGGCUAUAGUGACAUACCUAUUUCCCUGGAAAAUAGGCCAACACUACACCCGAGAAUCCCGGAAUCAACAAUAAGGGGACUUGGAUUACCUACCGUGGAAGAUAGGAUUCUCGCAUCUUUCAACGACCCAUGCUUCGAGCAAGACUUCUCCCAAACACAGAGCCCCAAGGCCGUGAUCCGAGAUACCUUACAACGGUACAGUGUGGAAAGCACGUUCAGCGAGUACUUGGCCAACGCGGAGGAUUGCAUGGAUGAAGAGGGCAAAACUGCAACCCGAAUCGAUUGGAUGAUUGACCACUCCACUGAAUACCCAACGGAGAAAUUGAUAACUCAGGAGCUCGAGGCCGUUCAAGGGAAAGCUCUAUUUUGCUACAAUGAUGGUGGUGGGUUCCAAAAUGGGGGCGGCGUUUGUCCAGACAUUAAAGCAUAAUACUAAUAGCUGCCUAGUGUUUACCGACGAGGACUUUAAGUCCAUCAUUGAUGUUGGAAUUGGGUCGAAGGGCCUCGACUACUCUAAGAUUGGCAAAUUCGGAGAAGGGGCUUUAACGAUGUAAGAUCAUGGUCUAAUUGUAAACAGAUUCAUGCUCACACUACUUGGUCCCUAGGUAUCAUUGGACAUCCGCACCUAGCUUUGUUUCUGGGGAUUUCUACGUGAUAUUCGAGUAGGUAAACAAAAUUCACCAGUUCACUCACGCACACUAAUAAUCAAAGUCCCGAGAAUUGUUUUCUGCCACCUCGCCCCCUCACGGGCAAGCCACGCGGUGGGUUGAAGCUUAGAAUUCGAGAUGUUCAAGCCCACUGUAGGUCCCACCAGCCUAAAUUUAUCUGAUAACAACCUUACGAGACCCAAAACUGACAUAAAUAAGGUCCGGAUCAAUUGAAACCCUUUGAAGGAGUAUUCGGCUUUUCCGCAGCUUCCCCGAGAUUUGAAGGAACAAUUUUCAGAUUCCCGUUUCGUGGACUUGCGGACAAAUCUGUGCUAUCCUUAAGAAACAUCACCCCAAUAGAAACAUGCUCUUAUCUCGACAACUACAAAGAGAAGGCAAGGAUAUCACUGUUAUUUCUCAAGCAUGUCUCAUCCAUAUCUUAUUGGCAAAAAGGGUUACUGGAACCAAUCUGGACCGUCUCAGCAUCGUCAAAGCCGUUGCGGACAAUUGGAUCCACCAGGAUAAACGAGGUGGAAAUCACCGUGAAAAGCCUUGGACUGGUACAGGUUCCCGGGCCCUUGGGUUCCGCAGAGAAUGACAAAUGGUGGACAAUUGAGGGAUCCACCGAAGAGCAACAUAUCCCAGCGGAGUUAGUUGAGAUGGCGGAGUACAACAGACUUGAAGCCACAUAUGGACUUGCAGUUCCAAAUCGCGCUCAGGCCACUUGUUGUUUUAUGGGACUUCCCCUGCAAAUGAAAUAUCCCCUAUCCCUCCCAGUUAGCAUUAAUGCGGUAAGUCAAGGGACUCUCACACUCCCGGGGAAAGAAAAUCGAGUGCUAAUUCUCACUUCGAAUAAUGUCCCAGAAUAUGGCCUUGCAGAGUGACAGACAAACACCCAUAUCUGAAGAGAAGAAUGGUCCUCAUGAGGGCUUGGGGUGGAACAAUUGGAUUUUUAGAGAGGGUAUUGUACCUCUUUAUCUCCUGUUCCUACGACACCUCAUGAAGCUUCAUGGGACAAGUGGCUACCGUUUUUGGCCGGCCCCACCCUCGGAGCUCAAAAAUCCCGACCACAUAUCUUUGACUAUUUCAACCAAAUUUUGGAAAAAGGCGGGCGAGAGCUCUUUUGAUUUACACCCUCGAGUACCCCCUUCCCUUUUUACACCACGGAGAAUCAAAUUACAGACAACCGAAAAUCUCAGCAUCAAGAAAGCUAUUUUCAACUUUCUAAGUGCAGAACAGAACCAAUUUAUAGUACCACUCCUCAUGCAACUAGGUAUUAUGAAUAUGGUAAUACCUUCCCUUACUGUCGCGAAGGGGUUAAUAGAAGCUACCUCGGAGAAAGUACCCAUAUUAAUGGUAACUCCGGCGUAUGUUCGGGAUUUACUUCGCAACCCAGCGCAAUGCAAACUGCUCCAAGACCAUUGGGAGAAAGACCCAGGGAGCCGGGCGAGCAACAUCAACAAGUUACUAUCCUUCCUGUUACAGGAUACAUCGGACGAUUGCUUGACCGGAUGCUCACUUCUACCGCUCCACGACGGGUCCUGGGGAACCUUCUCACCACGGUCAACUUCCCAGAUUCAGUACCUGACCUCGAUAACUUCCUUAGAGCGUAGCAUCCUAGAAGUCGAGGGUGGGAGGCUAGUUUCCCAAGAUCUUGAGAGACCUGUGAUUGAAGGAUUGUCAAAGAAGGAGAUAAACAUCUCUCUACUAAGUUUCGAUCAUAUAGCCCAGUUAUGUAGGCUGGUGGAGUCAAAAGAUCCUCAAUACCGAAGGACCUGGCUUGCUAACGUAUGGGAAUAUUUUGAACAAUGUGUCAUCAAAGAUCCCGCCAACAAGGAUCGGUAUCUCAAAUCCAUCGAAUCAUUACCGGUAUAUUCCGGAUUAGUCGUGGGUGAACCAGAUAGCCUGCGGUUUCUUACUCCUUUGAGUUUUGUUUCUGGAGAACUUCCAGCGAUCGUCGAUCCUUUUACUCCCUCCCUGGGAGGGGGAAUAUCAACACUUCUUCGGUCGCUAAAUGGCUUAAUAUUAGUAAGUAAAGCCACAUUUCCCACAACACAAGUGUUCGCCGAGCCGGUAUACUCGUUACAAGGUGCCCGUCGCCUUAUCAAGGCUAUCGGCUCCCUUCCUUUUACGAUACCUACGAUCCAUUCAUUAAGUCAGGUCUUCUCGGGUGUGCCCCCAGAAGGCAUUGAGGUAGCUAUUUUAUGAUCCAUCGUCCAACCUCGAUUGUCUCUAACAUGUUUUAGGCUCUGAGCAAUCUUAUCCUCCCUUAUAUUUCAGAUCUCCUGGGUGGAAACCACUCAUUGGUGGACACACUGAAGAGGCUUCCGAUAUGGCCUGUUCUAUCGGGGCCUUUCCAACCCGCAGUAGAUCUAAAGUUAGCUCCCCAUACAAGUCUAGCUCUGACAACAAUUAUAGACCAAACCACCUUUUUGAAACCAGAACUAGCCUCCAGAUAUAGGGAUGAACUAAAGAAAUUAGGUGUUUCGCGGCUAUCCUACCUAGAUUUCCUAAAAAACGAGGUUGGCCUAACUCGCGGAUACCUACCAGCCAAAAAUAUUGGGGAGUACCGAAGAUUUAUCGAGAUAGUGCAUAAGGUGAACCCAAACAUAUUUCAAUCCUACAACCUGGCUGUGAAUGGAGAUUACCGCUUCUGUUUGCCAAGUACACUCUACGACUCUUCGGUACCUUUGCUCGAAGCAGCGUUCCGAGACCAACGGAGUUCAAGAUUCCUGCACCCAGAAUUAGCCGGGUUGGAUGUUUGGAGUGACUUCUUGAUCAAAAAUGUCUCGCGGGCGAUAUACAUGGAGUGCACUGGAUCGAUUUGGCGGCGAAAUAACCAUAAAAAUCCGGACGAUCAAAUCAAAUCCGAUUCGCGUGUUGUGUUUGGUCGCUCCCCCUGGUCUAUAUGGAGGGGCCUCCGCAAAAUGCGCUUCGUACCUGUUCAAGAGGCUACUGCAUUGCCGGACCAGUCAAAAUUAAGGGGUCAACACCGGGUGAAAUUCUGGCAGCGGAAUAAGCGCACAGCAACUUCAGAAGCGGUGGACCCAAAACACGAGAGGAUCUCAUGGGGGCAAAAGCUAGUGCGUUGGAGAGAAAUGGGUUCACUGGCUUUUAGGAGGAUAACAUCCGUGAAACCGACGAUUACACCAAAGACAAUGAUAGGACAUCUCGAAUUCCUUGCAGCACACCGUGAAGAAAUAACCGAGCAAGAGCUUCCAACACGUAUCUCCGAAAUUAAGAAGGCCUAUAGAUACCUUGAGAAAAAGAUACCCACAUACACUAUCCAACAGAGUGCGCCAAUCUGGCUCAACGUCGAGAACGAAGACCUAGGGACGAUGACACUAGAAACCUUCCGAAAAUCUUGGUUGUGUAGCACGGAUCUGUGCUUAGAUGUCAACUACGACCCUGGGAAAGCUAAGCAUGUCCGCUCCUUCUUAGACCGCUUCCGCCGGCUCUUGCUCCAUGCCAACGUAUCUGCAAUAAUACUCCCUCCCUCCGUCCCCGAACCCCCUACAAUGAAGUCCCCAAUCCCCCUAGGCAUCCUCAAUCUCCGUGAACAGGAACUACUCUCGGACAUCACGAUAACUGCUCCUCUUCGGACUUUCAAGGCACACAAAAUUGUUCUAGCUUCCGUAUCAGAUUACUGGAGAGCCAUGUUCACAGAAUCAUCCGCUGCCGAGGUCUCACUUCAGGAUGACCCUGGGACGAUCAAUGUCCUGCUCGAUUACAUUUACACUAACACUUUCAUCAAGCCCUCAUAUGAAGAAAAUGUUACAAGCCAACUUGAAAACUUACUCGACCAGCUAGAGAAGUCGGAGAAGUGGCUCCUGCCAAGCUUCAAGCAUUCCAUGGAGCAUUUCUUGUCGGACGCCCACUGGAUCCGCCCUGAGACGGUCAAGUCCAUAUUGAGAAGGUCUGAGAUGUGCAACGCAAAUCAGCUUGCUUGUUUUUGCAAGAAGUACAUUGAGAAUAACAGGGCGGUUGUUGAGAGGGAGGCGCCUGAGGAGGAAUAAGAGUUGCAGGGCUCUAGACCCCGUAUUUUUCAGGAACCCUCCUUCCCGUUUGUUUCGUUCAUUAUUUCUUCCUCUCUCUUCAUUCUAUACCCUAACCCUCUUUAUGGUUAGUGUAUAGCAUAGGACGGUGUCAUGAUUUCAUUUUUUUGUCUUCCCCCGGUUUUUGAUUUUGAUUUUGGGCUUGUUUCCUUGUUCCCCUUUUCCAGUAGAGUUGGUUUUGCUAUUUGGUCCUCUUUUUAUGAUACACUAUUAUUAUACAACAUAAGUUGGUGAAUCACAUUCUCAAGCUAAGAGAUCCGCGGAAUAUGGAGUCAGGAUUUUUCACAAAGUAUCAUAUCAUAACACUUCUUGGUUGGCUGCCUCCUGGGAAAGACAUCCUGCAGUAAAGGUCCACAGAAACCCUACCCUAAAGGCUACCCCUCACUCGGACGGACUCCU